GGGCAGGUUGGAGGGCUGGCCUGCCGCUCACUCGGUCAGAGGUGGCACUCACAUGCACGUAGCGGCAGACACGCGUGCCUCCAGCUCCCUCCGUGUCUCUUGUAGCCUCCGUACCUGGAUAAGUUACCUGCACCGUGAAGAUGGAGACGUGCGCUGGAAAAUAAUCGCACCUCGCCUGUGACUCAUUCUCGUUUGUCUCGAGUGAAAUAUUCGAAGUGCAGGAUUACCGAGGAGGUGUUGGUGCGAAGCUCAGGUACCGAGUGGGUGCUGUUACUGAAGCCGCCAAGUGAGUAACUAAGAGGUCAUCCAUAAGCAAUCAGUUCCGGAAACAGUGAGUGAGGCAUUGUCCGGAAAAAAAAAGUAAUUAUAAAACAGAAAGACUAGUGAAUUAUCUGCCAACGCACACUGUUUGCUUUUCGCUCUAAAAAGAAAGAAAAAAAAAAGUGGAAAAAAGGACAUUAGAGAGCGGCAGUGACAGCAGUGCGGGCGUGAGUGACAGAAGUGAUUGCACGUCCCCCAGGAUCUCCAGUGGGCGUGUGUUCGACGUUGGACCAGGUGGAGGCAGCAGAGGGGUGCGGCGCCCCCCCACAAGGAGCAGCACCUAAGGAGUGAAUCCAGGAUGCCCCGCCCUCAAGCAGCCGCCCCGUAACUCCCACGCACACACACACACACACACACACACAUACACACACGCAACACAUGAUGGCGGCUCAAUGUGUGUCAUAGGGCGCCGAGCCACCGCGACGCGCCAUGCCAACACGUGACGGGGCCGUGCACGUGUAAACUUUGAUCCAACGUGUUUCGCUUCCCGUGUGUGCGGCGGGGAGGAGGCGGGAGGAGGGGAAGGAGACGCGGGUGUGAGCGGGGCAGUGGGCGAGCACCUGAGGCGUCUCCCCGCGGCCAGAUGGGACCAAGACUGCAGCCGCUGGUCUUCAUCCUCUUGGCGGUGGCGGCGCUGUGGGCGGAGGUGGCUGGGGAUGGCGGCGGGCAGCUAGAAGUGGAGAUGGGCGGCGCUGGUGGAGGUGGUGGCGGCUUGAUAACAGACCAGCUGCAAAAUAACUCCCAUAUCGUGGUCCUGCCGGGCGAGUCUGCGAAGCUUGCUUGCCCUCUGCCCUCCGAUGUUUUUGGCUCGUUCCUCCAUCUUCCCCAGCGGGUGUCGUGGAUCAGGCGGCGGGACAUGCACCUGCUGGCCAUGGGGGAAAAUGUCUUCACGGGAGACCACCGCAUCUUCGUCUCCCAUUCCAGACACCCGCACAAAAAGGACUCCAGACACACGCAGGUUUGGUUCCUGCACCUGAAGAACGUGACGAAGGAGGAUGAGGGGGAGUAUGAGUGUCAGACGUCCACACACCCGCCCACCUCUUACAUGACUUUCCUUAAGGUUCAGACUGCCUGGAGUGAGUUACAAGGUCCGGCCGAGCGCCACGUGGCCGCCGGCAGCACCCUAAGGCUAAUGUGCACGGUGAAGGACGCCCACCUGCCCCUCAAAUAUGUCUUCUGGUAUCAGGACUCCAAGAUGAUCAAUUUCGACAAGAGACGAGGUGUCAACUACACUCUGGAAAGGGAUCGCAGUGUUCUGACUGUGUCCUCUGUGUCCGACACCCACGCCGGAAACUACACCUGCCAGCCGGCCAACGCCUCGCCUUCCUCGGUCCUUGUCCUCGUCAUGGUCGAGACGACGGAGCCUGGGGCAGAGGGCGGCCGCAGCCAGAAGGGGGCGGACAACGAGAAGACUCAGGUCCGGCAGCUUGGCGUGAAGAGUGCCUCCUCCGCCGGACCUCGUGUCCUACCUCAGACCUUGGCGCUCUUCCUACUGGGCCCGCUGCUCCUUGACGCCCUCGCCUUCCCGCGGGUCUUCCAGAGUAACUUGUAGAGAGACUCGACACGGCGCCCUGUUGUGUGGAUGCUCUUUGGCGCCACAGUGAGUGAGUGGGCGCGUUGCGAGACUUGCCUGAUGGACACUGGACUAACGGUGUAUAUAUUGGAGUUUAUAUACAUAUAUUGAAGAAAGAACAAGAUUAUUAUAUUCAUCGGUGGAAUCAUGACGUUAUUACUGUGAAGUGUGGAUAUUGUUAUUAUCAUUAUCAUCAUUCUUUUUUUUCUACUCGACUCCUCCCUCGAUUCAUAGAGUUAACUAUCGAAUCUAUAGUGUGUGUGUGUGUGUGUGUGUGUGUGUGUGUGUGUGUGUGUGUGUGUGUGUGUCCAGACGUUGGUUGGCUGCUGUGGGAUGGAGACACAUCCGCCAAUGUCCGGUGUCCCGCAUUCACUCUGUCUUGAGGUGGUGGAAGAUGAAGGGCGCUCCGCUGCCCUGCUCUCCUCCCCGCCCUGAGUGUUCUGUCCUCGUCCUUGGCGUGGCCUCCAUCAGCCGGGCGUUCUAUCUGUCUCUCCUUGAACAUGGGAUAACCUGGUGUUAAUGUUUUCCUGUGUUGCUCGUCACAAUAAACGUGAUAUAGGUGUGGAGUGUGAAGUCCCAGGUGUAUUUAAUUAAUCUGAUGUACUCAUAAAAUGUCUCACAGUAACUUUUUACGAAUGGAGUUCCUAUCACAUUCAGCCACUACGAAAUAUAAUAUAAAAGUGUAAAUCACGCAAAAAAAAGUAAUGAAAGUGAGGUGUGGAGUCUUUGUAUUGAUAAACAUUUUGGAAGAGGCUUAACAAAUAAAAAAAAAAUAAAUAAAACUAAAGAAAAACCAGUUAUAUGGUGAAUCACAGAUCUUGAUUUGUCACGUUAUACCUGUCCACUGAAACAUGCAAUCACAGGUGCGAGGGACCGACCGACAGUUACAGGAGAGAUGCUGAAAUUGGCAGGUGUGAGACGCGGCAUUAAAGGCGCGAGUCGUGUGAUUACGAAUAGGAGAGAAAGGCAAUUACAGGUGUGAAAGACGUGAAAUCACAGGUGUGAGAGAUAAGGAAUUACCGGUGAAAGAGAAAAUCACAAAAUCAAUACCGGUGAGCACCUGACCGGGUGGCGCUGUUGUAAGUGGUGCCCGCUCAAAGGGAAUCUCGCAGGAGGCCUCUUCGACCCCAGCGCAGGAGAUCCAGGACUGCAGCACCCGCCGCAUAUAUGUUGGUUGUUAAGUGUCACGAUUAAAUGGAAAGAUAUUGGAAAAUGGCUCAUAAAUUAUCGCUCUUAGCCGUUCCAUCACCGUCAGGAGCCACAGGGAAGGAGAGAGGUAGCGCCAAUCCUUCUCGUCAUAGGCACUGUUCUCUCAUCUUUAAAACAUUGAGUGCCAAGGAAAAAGAGUGAUAUGUCUUCUUUCAUAUGCCGGCGGCGCUCACCGUUCACUCAUCACCUGCAAACACUUUUAAAGGAAGUGUUAAAACAAGAACUAACGAACAUUACACCUUCUCCUUCUUUUCUUUGGACUCGUAAAUGGGUCUUUUUACGGGAAAUUUGGUGUUUACGAGGAAUGAGAUGGUGUACGCUUUCAUCAGUGUUGUCCGAGGCUUGGUGGGAAGGGAAGGGGAAGGGAGGGCGGAGAGUGAUUCAGGGAGGAAAAAGAGCAGUGUUUGGUGUUGUCCCGACCAAGAGAUGCGAAGGACAAGAUACAGAGAUGAAUAAGUCUUGGCAGCCUCCUGUAGAGUGCGUCUGUGUCCCAACCCGUGUGCGAGAUGCAACGACCGACGCGAGGCUGUUCAUGCCAUACAGGACAAAGGAACUAACUGAUGGAGGCGUGAGAAGGGGAGAGGUGAAGGGGAGCAGAGUGAGAGAAAAACCCACAACCUCUCCUUCCUUCUCGUGUUUCAAGGAGGAAGGUAAAUGAUAAAGAAAGGGGCGUUAGACUGUCUUUUCUCCAGUAUGACAUUAGACAAAUAAUGAAGAUAAAUAAAAAGUGACUCCUUCUGGAUGUUCCAAUUUAUUUUUAUGUUGAAAGUGUUACCAUAGAAUCAGAUGUUAUACUAGAGUGUAUUUGUCCCUGUUUUGUAUGAUAAAUAUAUUGGAAAAUAAAAUGUCAAGUGCUCAAC
Messenger RNA from Portunus trituberculatus (swimming crab), 3963 nucleotides. Its product is annotated as junctional adhesion molecule B-like. The transcript is spliced from 9 exons. The record is from RefSeq and is a predicted model, not a curated record. Lineage: Eukaryota; Metazoa; Arthropoda; Malacostraca; Decapoda; Portunidae. Gene Ontology annotation, cellular component: neuron projection membrane. Gene Ontology annotation, biological process: synapse organization. Bases 905 to 1873 code for a protein of 322 amino acids.